Messenger RNA from Lasiosphaeria miniovina, 663 nucleotides. RefSeq lists its product as uncharacterized. Bases 139 to 297 code for a protein of 52 amino acids. The transcript has a single exon. The record is from RefSeq and is a predicted model, not a curated record. Lineage: Eukaryota; Fungi; Ascomycota; Sordariomycetes; Sordariales; Lasiosphaeriaceae.
GUUGGACAGUUGUGUGACACUGCGACGGUUCCACCAAGGAGGGACAUUCAGCUUCUUUUCACUCCCCCAAGACUCCCUGGGGAAUUAUUGGCGAUACGCAGCGAGAUGCCCCACCGAAAAAAGGAGGCCAUCCCGUAGAUGGCGAAGCAAGCCUGGCUGCUGUGCUGUGUGCACAGGCAUGCAUCCAAUCUCAAUUUACAGCCGCCCCCCGGGCGCCCCUUCCCUCAUUCCCCCCUGCCCCCUGUGGCUGCCGUCCUUCCCGGGAUCUCGACGCCCCUUCCGCCAAGGUACUACUAAUAAUGCUAGUUAGGAGAGCUGAAAACAUGCUGCUGCAGUGCUACGGCUGCACUUUUGGGUGAAGCUUUCCACACUUCCCCCCCCUCCAUAUUCUUUUAUUAACUUGUCCUGAUUGUCUGACGAUCGCAUCCGUCUCUCUCCCUUCAGCCACGACUUUGCCCUUGCAUUACCAAACCCGCCGCUACGGUCUCGAAUGGCGGGGUAGACGCGUACUAAUUAGUUUGCGGAAACGCUAGCCUCACCUGGGAGAAGCAGAGAACGGCGGGAAUUGGAAAGCAGCAGAAUCGGAUCAGAUGCAUUUCCUCGUUUGACAUUUUGCGCGCUUUCCCUUCCCCUCACUCGUUUCUUGGGGGCGCCGCAACCAUA